CCAAUCAAACCCCAACUCCCGCUUCCUUCCUCUCUUGCCGUCGGCUGCCUUCCACGCGCGCCCGCCAACCAACGCCCGAUGCCGCCCCUCGCUCGCCCGACGACGCCACCGCCCUCGCGCACACGGAUGAACUCGCCGCCGCGCCUGCCGCCCCCUGCCCUCUGUACCCCUCGCGCUGCGGCGUCGCCGCCGCAGGAAUCCUCUUGCCCUGUCAGCUCCUUGCACCAGACACCUUCCGCGCCGCCGUCGGACUCUUCCCGCCCCGCGCCGCUGCGAACGCCUCGCGCUUGCAGCGCUGCCGCCACGGGAGCCGCUCCCACCACCACGGCGAGGAUAGUGGCAAGGCGUCUGAGAAGAACUUCCGGCUCGGCGUCGCCUCUGACAUCGUCCUCAGUCCUCACCGUAUUCACCAUCCACGGCUUCAACACCUACUGGCUCACCUUGGACGACGGUGGGUACCGCGCGCUGCAGACGGCCCCAUUCUGCUACGACGAGGAGGUGUUCCAGGCAUUAGAUUUCGUUGUCAGCGAGGCAAGAAGGCAUAAGAUGCGGUUAAUACUGUCACUGUGCAAUAACUGGGAAGACUAUGGAGGGAAGGUGCAUUAUGUAAGAUUGGGAAAUGAGGCUGCUGGACUAGAUCUUACUUCUGAUGACGACUUCUUCUCUGAUCUGACAAUUAAGAGCUACUACAAGGCCUUUGUUGAGGAAUAUGGAUCCGUCAAGCAAGGUAUGACAUUGGUGUUUGUUUCUGGUACAGACAAAUGGUUAGGAGAUUUAAACUUCUAAUAAAUGGAAAUAUCGUUGUACUAGGAUGUGUUAUUAAAUGCUUGCUGUUGUUUCCCACCCUGAAUGUACUUAUUUUAAAAGUGUGGUCCUACGGGAGUACACUCGUAGUUUGAGCGGAGCGCAAUCCAGGGUAUGCAACUUUUUCUUGAAAAUCCCGCUAUAAACCUUAAUCUUGUAUAUUAGUUGGUUCAGAUUUGAUUAUAUUUAAUACUGUCUAUGUUAGAAUGAGAUUCGACUUCGGUGUUUUA
This is a messenger RNA of Brachypodium distachyon (stiff brome), 1034 nucleotides long. RefSeq names its product mannan endo-1,4-beta-mannosidase 1. Gene Ontology annotation, molecular function: hydrolase activity, hydrolyzing O-glycosyl compounds. The coding region runs from base 79 to 786 and encodes 235 amino acids. The record is from RefSeq and is a predicted model, not a curated record. The transcript has 3 exons. NCBI's taxonomy places the organism in Eukaryota, Viridiplantae, Streptophyta, Magnoliopsida, Poales, Poaceae.